Serinus canaria (Common canary) is the source of this 1272-nucleotide messenger RNA. Its product is annotated as opsin-5-like. The transcript is spliced from 5 exons. The record is from RefSeq and is a predicted model, not a curated record. Gene Ontology annotation, molecular function: G protein-coupled receptor activity. Gene Ontology annotation, biological process: G protein-coupled receptor signaling pathway. Gene Ontology annotation, cellular component: membrane. NCBI's taxonomy places the organism in Eukaryota, Metazoa, Chordata, Aves, Passeriformes, Fringillidae. The coding region runs from base 1 to 1272 and encodes 423 amino acids.
AUGGGAAAUGUGUCCAACACCUCAGUGUUCACCUCCACCUUAUCGGAGAGAGAAGACCUGAUUUUUGGCACUCUCUAUUUAGUCUUUGGCAUCAUGUCCCUGUCUGGGAACUCCCUGCUGCUGCUGGUGGCCCAUCAGAAGCGGUCCCUGCUGAAACCGGCUGAGCUCUUCAUCGUCAACCUGGCCAUCAGUGACCUGAGCAUGACGGUGACGCUCUUCCCCUUGGCCACCUCCUCCUUCUUUGCACACAGGUGGCUCUUCGAGCAGGCCCUGUGCACGCUCUACGCCUUCUGCGGGGUCCUGUUUGGGCUGAGCAGCCUGGCCAGCCUGACGGUGCUCAGCACGGUCUGCUGCCUGAAGGUCUGCUACCCGGCAUAUGGGAGCAGGUUCUCACACAGCCACGCCGCGGGGCUGCUGCUGGCAGUGUGGGCCUACGCCCUGGCCUUCGCCGCCGCGCCCCUGGCCCGGUGGGGCAGCUACGGCCCCGAGCCCUACGGGACAGCCUGUUGCAUCACCUGGGAGGCCUCCAGCAGGGAGGCCAUGCUCUACAUCCUCGCCCUCCUCAUCUUCUGCUACCUGCUGCCCUGCCUGCUCAUCCUGGCAUCCUACACGCUGAUCCUGUGGACGGUGUGGGCAUCGCGGAGAGCUGUGAGGCGGCACACGUCCCCCCGGCGCGGGGCCCGCGGCCUGCAGGGCCUGCAUGGCCUGCUCCUCAGGCUGAGCAUUGCCGUGUGCCUGGGGUUCCUGGCUGCCUGGACUCCCUACGCCGUGCUGGCGCUGUGGGCCCUGCUCGGGGAUGCCAGCCAGGUGCCAGCGCUGGCCUUCGUGCUCUCGGCCGUCUUUGCCAAGUCCUCGACGCUCUACAACCCGCUGGUGUGCCUGUUCCUCAAGCCCAGCUUCCACAGGUUCCUCUCCAGGGACAGGGUGCCCCUGCAGGCCCUGCGCACCCUCCUGUGCUGCGGCUGCCUGGGCGCCGCACUCCAGCCCUUGGCGGGCCCGGGCUGCAGGGGCCACCCCGGCGCUCGCAGGAGCUGCAGCGAUGUUCUUGAGUGUUUCAGUAACUACCCCGGCUGCUACACUGCCCCUCGGCUGCCCGGCAGCUCGGCCCAGCGUGGGGCCUUGGCCGUGCUGGCCGGCAGAGCCGCGGGGCAGCCGGGGCUCGGGAGGACGGUGCAGGUGAUGGUGCUGCUCACGCGGAGGUGGUCAGGCCUGGGCACUGCCAGCGUGGCAGGGGAGGCCCUGCCCUCGGCCAUGGCCAAGGACCUGCUCUGA